AUGAAGGCGACCGCUCAACUUGUCCUCGACGAACUGCGGGAGAACAUGAAUAAUACAGAUUUGCUCGAAGCAGUAUCAUCACUUCCGCCUGAUGCCAUAAUCCGGCUUAGCAUAAACAGCACUGACCCUUAUAUGCUUCUUCGCUGCCGGAAAGGAUACGCACCUGUGUCUACGACUACGUGUGCCUACUCGCUUGGUGAAGAAGUUCCCAUUCAAGCUUCCUGCCUGGGCGGGGGGACCUACGACCCCGACAUGGGGCACUGUUUCACUGUCUCCGAGGUUGAACCGAUAUCAGCCUGCCCAAUCGGUUACCGGAUCGCACGCACUCCACUCGACUCUCAUUACGGGCCAUGUAGGCCUGUGGAACGGCUUCCUGCCGUACCCAGCUGUGAUCUGCCUUACGUGUUAGAUCCAGCUAUGUCCCGCUGUUUGUACAACACUACGCACCCUGGAUACAUCGGCUGUCCUCCCGGAGCCAAGCCACUCAACAAUACUACGUGUGCCGUCGCGACUCAAGUGUAUCGGAUUCCGCAGUGCCCUCGCGGUUACACUGGGCGUCUUCUAAAAGAUGGUAGUGGUGAGUGCAAGAAGACAAUCAAGUUUCGCGGUGACUACCUUGCAGCACCGCGGUGCAAAGCAGGAGCGAAGGAGCUGAUUGAGUACGACCUCUACGACGAUGAUAACCACCCUCUGGUGACCUGCGUCGCAACAGAAGUCAUUAAAACAUUCGCUCCGUGUCCCCCCGAAACGGUUCCCUACGACGACUAUAUCAAACACGGCAACGAUCCACCUAUUUUAUUCGACAGGUUGCUUGGUCAUCCAGCCAAAACCUGUGUGCAGGUGGUUGAGGGCCUAGUAAGGCCAUCUUGCUACGAUAUGAUUAAGCAGGUCCCCUUCAUCUUACUAGCACGAGGAGAGACGGAACCGCUUGACUACACUCUCAUGGUGCCACACUCCUUGGUGGAGGAAGUUAUCAAACCAGACUGGGCCAACUUUUCCAGGCGCACCGGGGAAACAGGCAAUACAUAUUACACCAAAGGAGACUUUGAGCUUUCAAUCCACUGUCUCUCAUUCCACUACGCGCAACCGGUUCUACGGUGUCCUGAAGGGACAGUCCAGAAUGCAUUAAACCUUCAGGAGUGUAAACGAAAAGCAUUUGUCGACUUCGUUCUGACUUGUCCACCGGGAUAUGCUCUCAAUGAGAUCGGCCUCGUCUUCGGUUUAUACAAUGCUCCCAAUCCCAAAUGUAUUGGCAAGCUCCGCGCUGCCACCCAGUUCUACUGCCCCAAGGUCAGUCAACCAUAG
Molecule: messenger RNA, 1305 nt
Organism: Besnoitia besnoiti
Lineage: Eukaryota; Apicomplexa; Conoidasida; Eucoccidiorida; Sarcocystidae
Exons: 6
Coding region: 1-1305 (434 amino acids)
Source: RefSeq, a predicted model, not a curated record